This is a messenger RNA of Suncus etruscus (white-toothed pygmy shrew), 1148 nucleotides long. It is a transcript of the gene PIM3, whose product is annotated as Pim-3 proto-oncogene, serine/threonine kinase. Gene Ontology annotation, biological process: negative regulation of apoptotic process; regulation of mitotic cell cycle; protein autophosphorylation. The record is from RefSeq and is a predicted model, not a curated record. Gene Ontology annotation, cellular component: cytoplasm. Gene Ontology annotation, molecular function: ATP binding; protein serine/threonine kinase activity. Lineage: Eukaryota; Metazoa; Chordata; Mammalia; Eulipotyphla; Soricidae.
AUGCUGCGGUCCAAGUUCGGGUCCCUGGCGCACCUGUGCGGGCCGGGCGGCGCGGAGCACCUGCCGGGGAAGCUCCCGCAGCCAGCCAAGGCCGACCCGGGGAGCUUCGAGGCGCUGUACCAGGUGGGCGCCGUGCUGGGCAGCGGCGGCUUCGGCACGGUGUACGCGGGCAGCCGCCUGGCCGACGGGCUCCCGGUGGCCGUGAAGCACGUGGCGAGGGAGCGCGUGGGCGAGUGGAGCAGCCUCGGCGGCGCGGCGGUGCCCCUGGAGGUGGUCCUGCUGCGCAAGGUGGGCGCGGGCGGCGCGCGCGGCGUGGUGCGCCUGCUGGACUGGUUCGCGCGGCCGGACGGCGGCUUCCUGCUGGUGCUCGAGCGGCCCGAGCCGGCGCUGGACCUGUUCGACUUCAUCACGCAGCGCGGCGCCCUGGACGAGCCGCUGGCGCGCCGCUUCUUCGCGCAGGUGCUGGCCGCCGUGCGCCACUGCCUGGCCUGCGGGGUGCUGCACCGCGACAUCAAGGACGAGAACCUGCUGGUGGACCUGCGCGCCGGCCAGCUCAAGCUCAUCGACUUCGGCUCGGGCGCGCUGCUCAAGGACACGGUCUACACGGACUUCGACGGCACGCGCGUGUACAGCCCCCCCGAGUGGAUCCGCUACCACCGCUACCACGGCCGCUCGGCCACCGUGUGGUCCCUGGGCGUGCUGCUGUACGACAUGGUGUGCGGGGACAUCCCCUUCGAGCAGGACGACGAGAUCCUCCGGGGCCGCCUCUUCUUCCGGAGGAGGGUCUCACCCGACUGCCAGCAGCUGAUCCAGUGGUGUCUGUCCCUGCGGCCGUCUGAGCGGCCCACGCUGGACCAGAUCUCCGCCCACCCCUGGAUGCUGGGGGCCGAGGCCGGCACCCCCGACGGCUGCCCGCUGCGGCUCUGCGCCCUGGACCCCGACGACGCGGCCAGCACCACCUCCAGCAGCGAGAGCUUGUGAGGGGCCAGCCGGCCUGCCCGCCCUGCCCCGUGCUUACAGUGCCUUGCCCCACGCCGCUCCUGGGCCGUGGUCCGAGCUCGCCCCGUCCAAAGACCCUCCUGCCCACCCGUCUUCCCGCUCCUGUGCUGCUGCUGAGGGGGUCCUGGCCUGUCGUCAUGGACUCCCGG